Messenger RNA from Varroa destructor (honeybee mite), 1665 nucleotides. It is a transcript of the gene cm, whose product is annotated as AP-3 complex subunit carmine. NCBI's taxonomy places the organism in Eukaryota, Metazoa, Arthropoda, Arachnida, Mesostigmata, Varroidae. Gene Ontology annotation, cellular component: clathrin adaptor complex. Gene Ontology annotation, biological process: vesicle-mediated transport; intracellular protein transport. The record is from RefSeq and is a predicted model, not a curated record.
CCAGCAGCAAACUUAAUAGGCCAAAUUUACUUUUGUCUUUGCAGGGAUAUACUACUCGAAAAACAUUGGAAAUCUGUUAUCGCACGUUCAGUGUGCGACUAUUUUUUCGAUGCCCAGGCAAAAGUAUCUAAUCUUCAGGACAUUCCGCCUGUUAUUGCCACACCACAUCAUUAUCUCAUCUCCGUGUUUCGAAACAAACUUUUCUUCCUUGCAGUCACUAUGUCAGAAGUGCCGCCACUGUUCGUGAUUGAGUUUCUCCAUCGAGUUGUCGAUACCUUCACAGAUUAUUUUGGGGACUGCGGUGAAGCCGUAUUAAAGGAGCAUGUUGUCGUUGUAUAUGAAUUGCUCGACGAGAUGCUCGACAAUGGAUUUCCUCUCGCCACAGAACUUAACAUUCUCAAAGAGCUGAUCAAGCCUCCAAAUCUACUUCGGACGAUUGCCAAUACAGUAACAGGUCGGAGCAAUGUCUCAUCGACGCUCCCAACUGGUCAGCUUUCAUGUGUACCGUGGCGCCGCGCGGGAGUAAAAUACACAAACAAUGAGGCGUAUUUUGAUGUCAUCGAAGAGGUGGAUGCUAUUAUAGAUAAAACGGGUGCAAUUGUCUCCGCUGAAAUUCAAGGAAGGAUCGAUUGCUGCAUGAAACUUUCGGGAAUGCCAGAUCUUACGUUGAACUUCGUCAAUCCUCGCUUAUUCGACGAUGUCUCGUUCCAUCCUUGCGUUCGAUUUCGUCGUUGGGAGUCUGAAAAGGUUCUUUCGUUUGUCCCGCCUGAUGGAAAUUUUCGCUUGAUGACCUACCACAUAGGCAAUCAAAAUCAGAAUCAUGUCGCAAUACCAAUCUAUGUACGGCACCAAAUAUCGUUCCGUGAAGCCGGGGGAGGAGGUCGGCUUGAUGUGACCGUGAGCCCUAAAUCAACUAUGGGAAAAACAAUCGACGAAGUGGUACUCGAGAUGUCGAUGCCAAAGAGUGUCCUGAAUUUAUCACUAACUGCCAGUCAGGGAAAAUACUCAUUUGAACCUACGAGUAAAUUGCUAGUGUGGAACAUCGGAAAGAUUGAGGUUGGCCGCGUGCCAAACAUCCGCGGUACGAUUUCCAUGGUUUCUGGUUGUCCCCCACCAGAAACUCAACCUGUAAUUUCCCUACAAUUCAACAUCCAAAGCCUUGCCGUUUCUGGCGUUAAGGUGAAUCGAUUAGAUAUGUAUGGAGAGUACCAAGGAGCGAACUGCCUGAGCGAGUACGAAUCGGGAAUUCUCCACAGACGCGUGGCCCCAAGUCCGAGCUACAAGCCAUUUAAAGGAGUUAAGUACAUCACCAAAGGAGGGAAAUUCCAAGUGCGAACAUAAUUAUUACCUGCUAUUGUCAUAACACGCGCACAGAUGCCUGGCAGAAGAAAUUACAGAUAUAAAAUGAGGACGCAAAUCUUGUGACAAAGUGAUUAGGUAGAUUAAUGAAAACGUAGAUAAAAGUUGACUUGUUAGGAAAAUGUAACAGACAGUGAUAAGUGGUUGGGUAGUUGUAUAAUAAUAUGCAUAAAUGUAUGACUGUUCCAAAUAGUGAAGUAAGUUAGGAAAAUGCCUUUUGGUGCUUAUGUGUAUAUCGCCAAGCGACAAGACGACAUAUAUAAAAUAAAGACGGCAAUAUCAACUGAGCUUUGUUAGUGUACAAAG